AUGGAUGAAAAAAAGAUCGAGUAUUCUUUUGAUGCACAAAGUGUCUCUACCGAUCAUUAUGAACACGUUGCUGAUAUUGUUUAUGAUACAGAUCCUCUUGUUGAAAAACGAUUACUUCUUAAAUUAGAUUGCUUUUUAAUGCCUUUUGUUUCCAUUUUGUAUCUAUUUGCCUCUUUAGAUCGUAGUAAUAUUGGAAAUGCAAGAUUAGGUUCUUUUGAAAAGGAUCUUCAUUUGCAAGGAAAUGACUUUUAUAAUGCUCUAAUGGUGUUCUAUAUUGGUUACAUGAUAUGUCAAAUCCCUUCUAAUUUAGUAUUGAAAAUGAUUACUCCUUCAAUAUGGAUUGGCAUGACUACUAUUAUUUGGGGUGUUUGUUCUACAAGUAUUUCAGCAGCUACUAGUCUUCCUGGAUUGGCAAUAGCUAGAUUCUUUCUUGGUUGUGCCGAAGCUGGCCUUGGACCUUGUGUACCUUUACUUCUUAGUUUUUGGUAUCAGAGACAUGAAAUGGCGUCAAGGGUGUCUGUAUUUUUGGCGGCGUCCACACUUGCAGGAUCAUUUGCAGGCAUAUGGGCGUAUCUUAUUAUGGACAAUAUGGAUCAAGUACAUGGACUUGCGUCUUGGCGUUGGAUGUUUAUCAUUGAAGGCAUACCGACGAUCGCACUAGGCAUUUUAUGUUUGAUUUUCCUGCCAAACUACCCAGAAUCAGCUAGCAAAUAUUGGUUGACUGCAGAAGAAAAACAAGUGGCAAUUCAAAGAGGAAUUAUGGAAGGCAAGAACAAGAAGGAUGAUUCUAUCAACAAGUCACAAAUCAUAGGCGCUUUGAUAGAUUACAAGACGUGGUUAGUGGCGUCGAUCAAUUCAGGGGCCAUUUUAUGUCAUGCUUCCUUUUCUAUCUUUUUACCAACCAUUGUCAAGGCCAUGGGUUUUCAAGCUCUACAAGCUCAACUAUUAUCUAUCCCUCCUUAUAUUACUGGAUGUAUUGUAUUAUUGGCCGUUAGUCGAUUCUCUGAUCGUAUUUGUCAACGAGGUUUACCAAUUAUUGGGUGUUCUAUCUUAUCAAUGAUUGGAUAUACUUUCUUAUUAAUCGGCAAUUCUAUUCCUCUUCAAUAUACUGGUGUCAUUCUUGUCGCUUGUGGGGUUAAUCCUAUCAUCUCUUUGGGUAUUUCAUGGUUAUCCAACAAUCAACAAGGUCAUACUCGACGUGGAGUCAGUCUUAGUGGUGCUAAUAUGUUUGCUCAAGUGUUUGGUCUUAUUGGAACGCAGGUUUAUCGAGAUUCUGAUUCACCUAACUAUCGGUUAGGACAUGCCGUUUGCUUGGGAUUUACAAUGAUGACUAUUAUAUUGGCUUGUUUAUUACGAUAUAUUUUGGCAAGAGAAAAUAAACGAAGAGACGAACUAUAUGGACCAGCUAAACAAAAUAAUACUGUAGUAGCUGAUGAUGAUGAUGACUUUACUGAAAAUACUUCAUUCCGAUAUAUUCUCUGAUUUCUGAAAGCUAUCUAGGUGGUGGAAUUCGAUAGGUUUUCUUUUGAUCGUCUUUUUUUUUUUUUUUUUUUUUUUUAG
Messenger RNA from Halteromyces radiatus, 1560 nucleotides. Its product is annotated as major facilitator superfamily domain-containing protein. The transcript is spliced from 14 exons. Gene Ontology annotation, cellular component: membrane. The record is from RefSeq and is a predicted model, not a curated record. Gene Ontology annotation, biological process: transmembrane transport. Gene Ontology annotation, molecular function: transmembrane transporter activity. Lineage: Eukaryota; Fungi; Mucoromycota; Mucoromycetes; Mucorales; Cunninghamellaceae. Bases 1 to 1482 code for a protein of 493 amino acids.